AUGCGAUUUGUUCAGUUCUUGUCCGCGGCCGCGGCAAUCGGGUGUAUCGCAGCCGGAUCUCCAGUCAACGAGAAGCGGGCGCUGAGGCUCCUGCCUCGGACGCUGGAGAAUGUAGCAACACCGGCCGACUCGGCAGCCAAGCCGGCUGAAGCAGCCUCGGGUCAGGCAGCUAGCCCCGCGCAAGGAGGAGGAGCAGCGGCCGGCAACGGCACCACCACCAUCGUGGUACAGCAGGGCCAGACCCUCGGUGCGAUCGCGAAGCAGUUCGGCACCGGCAUCUGCGACAUCGCAAAGGCCAGCAACCUCGCUGACCCGAACAUCAUCGAUGUGGGCCAAACCCUAGUGAUCCCACCGCCGACCGCGACACCAGACAACACCUCCUGCCUCCCGCCGCCGCCGCCGCCAGCGACAGAGCGCUGUGUGCUCGGCGGGCCGGACCGCCUGGUUAUCCCAUCGGACGGAAUCACGGCCGAGCAGGCUGCCAAGUUUCUGAACAUCACGCAGGACGCCUUCAACGCCGCGAACAAGGCCGCUAUACCGUCUAACAGCAGCGCGAAGCUCACCGGCGGAUCCGUGAUGCAGGUGCCGGUGUGCCCCAACUCGCAGUGCACCAUCUCCCAGGGGACGGUCCAGAAGGGCGACAUCUUCGACAAGAUCGCCGCUGCUGCGGGAUCGACCACCGGCCAGAUCUUGGGUCUGAACCCUGGGAUUGACCGCUUUAAUCUGGCGGUCGGACAGACGUUCACGCUGCCGAGCAACUGCCAAAACGUCACUGCCGGUGCCGGUGCUGCUGCUGGUGGGAAUGCGACGGCCGCUGCUCCAGCUGAAGGCGGCAAAGGGAAGGGGAAGGAAGCUGCUGCGAGGUGA
Molecule: messenger RNA, 867 nt
Organism: Diaporthe amygdali
Lineage: Eukaryota; Fungi; Ascomycota; Sordariomycetes; Diaporthales; Diaporthaceae
Product: peptidoglycan-binding lysin subgroup
Exons: 2
Coding region: 1-867 (288 amino acids)
Source: RefSeq, a predicted model, not a curated record